AUGGAGGAAAACCAAAAACCAGAGAUGGCAACACCAACAGAAACUGACCAACAGAUGAAGGAUAUGGUUGAUCUCACUGCUGACCCAGAUGAAUCAGAAGAAGUGAUCUGCUACCGCCGUGCCAAGAGAAAGCUUUCGCUCUCAUCGCCUAGAACUUUCCGUGGCACAAAAUAUUUCAAUCUUGAACCAAUGGCUGAUGGUCAUGAAACCGAUAAGAAUAUCGAGAUAUGGAAAAUCAAGAAGCUCAUCAAGGCCUUGGAAGCAGCCCGAGGCAAUGGCACUAGCAUGAUCUCCCUCAUCAUGCCUCCACGAGAUCAAAUCUCCCGUGUCACCAAGAUGCUCGGGGAUGAAUUUGGAACUGCAUCCAACAUCAAAAGCAGAGUCAACCGACAGUCAGUUCUGGGUGCAAUCACGUCUGCCCAGCAGAGGCUCAAACUUUACCACAAGGUCCCUCCAAAUGGGCUUGUCCUUUACACUGGGACCAUCGUGACAGAGGACGGCAAGGAAAAGAAAGUGACAAUCGAUUUUGAGCCGUUCAGGCCCAUAAAUGCAUCCCUUUACCUCUGUGACAACAAGUUCCACACUGAAGCACUCAAUGAGCUUUUAGAGUCCGAUGAUAAAUUUGGAUUUAUUGUCAUGGAUGGUAACGGGACCCUUUUUGGAACACUGAGUGGAAAUACCAGAGAGGUUCUUCACAAAUUCACUGUGGACCUUCCCAAGAAGCACGGGAGGGGAGGGCAGUCUGCCUUGCGUUUUGCUCGUCUUCGUAUGGAAAAACGACAUAACUACGUUAGAAAGACAGCCGAGCUUGCCACCCAGUUUUUCAUUAAUCCCCAAACUAGUCAGCCUAAUGUGGCUGGGCUCAUACUUGCUGGCUCGGCCGACUUCAAGACUGAGCUGAGUCAGUCAGACAUGUUUGAUCCCCGUCUCCAGGCCAAGAUUUUGAAUGUGGUGGACGUUUCUUAUGGUGGGGAAAAUGGAUUCAAUCAGGCCAUUGAGCUUUCUGCCGAAAUCCUCUCCAAUGUGAAAUUCAUACAAGAAAAACGUCUGAUUGGCAAAUACUUUGAGGAAAUUAGUCAGGACACGGGGAAAUAUGUUUUCGGCGUGGAGGACACUUUGAAGGUUCUGGAAAUGGGUGCUAUCGAGACACUCAUUGUUUGGGAGAAUCUUGAUAUCACUAGAUACGUUCUGAAGAAUACUGUAUCCGGAGAAGUCACCAUUAAACACUUCAACAAGGAGCAGGAGUCGGACCAGGAGAACUUCCGGGACCCAGAGACAAAUGCUGAGCUGGAAGUUCAAGAGAAGAUGUCUCUGCUUGAGUGGUUUGCCCAGGAGUACAGACGGUUUGGGUGCACGCUCGAGUUUGUGACGAAUAAGUCCCAGGAAGGGUCUCAGUUCUGCAGGGGUUUUGGGGGGAUAGGUGGGAUUCUCCGCUACCAGUUGGAUGUUCGGGAUUUUGACGAGGUUUCUGAUCAUGGGGAACUCUAUGAAGAUUCAGAUUAGCAAUCAAUCAGCUUUUCCAAAUCUGGUACUGGGAUUGUGCGGGAGGCUGCAACUGGUUGUGCAGGGGUUGGCGUUAGGCUGUAGCGCUCGAGCUGUCUUGACGGGAUAUAAUUGAAGGGUUUUCGCGGGAGGGGCAUUAUCAAGCAGUCUAGUGCACAUUGAGACAGUAAAAGUUUACAUUAUGUUUUGCUGCUGAACUGCCAGUAUUUAGCACUGUUUGUGUAUGGGUCAAUUUUGGAGUCUUUAUGAUGAUGCUUGUUGUUACUUUUGUCUUGUGCAUGUCCUGCAAAGACCAUGGAAACAUCUCUUAUGAUCAUUCCAAAAAUGGUAUAUUAUAUACUUUGCACAAUNUUU
Striga asiatica is the source of this 1857-nucleotide messenger RNA. NCBI's taxonomy places the organism in Eukaryota, Viridiplantae, Streptophyta, Magnoliopsida, Lamiales, Orobanchaceae. The record is from the annotation of a GenBank genome assembly.